Molecule: messenger RNA, 2132 nt
Organism: Coffea eugenioides
Lineage: Eukaryota; Viridiplantae; Streptophyta; Magnoliopsida; Gentianales; Rubiaceae
Product: probable anion transporter 6, chloroplastic
Exons: 15
Coding region: 244-1875 (543 amino acids)
Biological process (GO): transmembrane transport
Molecular function (GO): transmembrane transporter activity
Source: RefSeq, a predicted model, not a curated record
UCUUAAAUACACUCAAGUUAGGAAUUGCGGGGAAUCAAUUAAUUAAAUUUCCAAGAAUUCAGCACUUCAACCGGCGCCACAAAUCAACAGUUCCGUGGCAACCUCCGGCUCAUUCGUGGAUCGUUUCUUUAGUGCUCAUUUUUUUCUUGACUCUUGGACACUUUGCACGGUUCCCAGACUGCAAUUUUAGCUUUCAAUUUUCUUUCUUCUUCACAGUCACAAAAGCUUAGAAACUCCUUAAUCAUGGCUCGACUUGUAACUUUGAAAGGGGACAAAAGUUUAUGGGAUGAAAGCCACUACAAAACACACCACCAAGCUUCAACUUUUAACUCCUAUCUUAAGCAGUAUUAUCCCUUGAAUGUUCUACCUUUUAAGCACACGCAGCAUAACCUCAAAUUCAAAGUUACUUGCAGAGUCAGGGACAAAGAAAUAGAAAAUUUAGUAGAAGCCCAGAAAAAAGUAAACAGGUUUCGAGCAAUUGAGGAAUUGGACCAGAAGGAGGGACUUGUGAAGACUUUGGAGGAUGAAUUUGGAGAAGGAAAAGGGGAUAAAAGUGUGCGUUUUGAAUGGAAUUGGCCGCCAUUGAAGAAUAUACCUCAGAGAUAUAAGCUCAUCGGAACAACUUCUCUUGCCUUUGUUAUUUGUAACAUGGAUAAGGUGAACUUGAGUGUUGCUAUAAUACCAAUGUCUCAUCAGUUUGGGUGGAAUUCAUCAACUGCUGGACUGGUUCAAUCAUCAUUCUUUUGGGGCUAUGCUUUGAGUCAGUUGCCUGGUGGAUGGCUGGCAAAGAUUUUUGGUGGAAGAAAGGUACUUGAGGUUGGUGUUCUGGCCUGGUCAUUGGCCACAGCUCUAGUUCCUUUUCUUGCUGGGUACAUGCCUGGACUGGUUGCUUCCAGGAUUUUGGUUGGUAUGGGAGAAGGUGUUUCACCAUCAGCUGCUACCGAUCUGAUUGCCAGGUCAAUACCACUGGAAGAACGCUCACGGGCAGUAUCAUUUGUUUUUGGAGGCUUGAGUUUUGGAAGUGUUAUGGGGCUUCUUUUGGCUCCUCCAUUAAUCCAAAGUUAUGGAUGGGAGUCUGUGUUUAUCAUAUUUGGCUUCCUUGGCAUAGCCUGGUUCUUGGCAUUUCAGUUUGUUAAGGAUGAUGAACCUUCAGCAGGUGGUGCAUCAACAUCAGGGCAUCUAUUCUUUUCUGAAAAGAUUUCAUGGAUUGGGUCCUUGGAAGAAUUGGAAGGAUCACUGAAGGAUGUCCCUUGGAAGGCCUUUUUCAAGAGUAAAGCUGUGUGGGCCAUGAUAUAUGCUCACUUUUGUGGAAGUUGGGGUCACUAUACUUGUUUAUCCUGGCUUCCAACUUAUUUCAGUGAGGAGCUCAGUCUUAAUCUGACAGAAGCUGCAUGGGUUUCAGUCCUUCCUCCAUUAGCUUCAAUUUUUGUCACCAGCAUAGCUGCUCAACUGGCUGACUACUUAAUUACCCAAGGGGUUGACACCACCAGGGUGCGCAAAACUUGCCAAGCAAUUUCUUUCCUCUCUCCCGCUUCUUGUAUGAUUCUUUCCUCUUUGGAUUUGGGAUUGCCUCCAUGGGAGGUUGUAACAAUUCUCACUGGAGGUUUAGCGCUUUCAAGUUUUGCAUUAUCAGGUUUAUACUGUACCCAUCAAGAUAUUUCACCCGAGUAUGCAAGCAUACUUUUGGGUAUCACAAACACAGUUGGGGCAGUACCUGGAAUUGUUGGUGUUGCUUUGACGGGUUAUCUACUUGAUUCCACUCACUCAUGGAGUUUGUCAUUGUUUGCUCCAUCGAUAUUCUUCUACCUUACGGGUACAGUUGUAUGGUUAACAUUUGCGAGCAGCAAACCACAAACUUUCUCAAAGAGAGAUUGACUCUUAUCACUCAGUGCUAGAGGUGAUCGGUAACUCUUGAUUACUGACAUCACAUUAACAAUUUUGGGAGGACGAUUUAUGCUGAUAAUAACAUUUUCUGCUGUACAAACAUAAUUAUAGGCCUCUCAGAUUUUCCUUUCAAGGUUGAUAUAUUUUGUAAACAUAUAGUACCGGUAAAUCUUGUACAUGUCCUUCGCUAUAAUUAGUUGUGUUUUGCAUCUACAAGUUCCUUAUUCUAUUGAAACUUAUUCUGCUCU